Messenger RNA from Aspergillus puulaauensis, 903 nucleotides. Its product is annotated as spherulation-specific family 4 protein. The record is from RefSeq and is a predicted model, not a curated record. NCBI's taxonomy places the organism in Eukaryota, Fungi, Ascomycota, Eurotiomycetes, Eurotiales, Aspergillaceae. The coding region runs from base 1 to 903 and encodes 300 amino acids. The transcript has 3 exons.
AUGGAACCUGGAAAACACGUGAGAGAAAGACACUGCCUCCGCAGCUGGCGGUCUCGCCUCGCUGUGGCCGCUCUUGUCUUUGUUGUUCUUCUCGCAAUCAUCCUCCCACCCGCAAUUAUAGUCAGUUCGCGCAAGGAUAAUAAUAACAUGGGCCCGAAAGCAAAGGUCUUUGUCCCUCUUUAUGUGUACCCCGCUCCUGGUGCGUGGGAUCCGCUGGUGAAUGUGAUAUCUACCCACCCCAACGUCAACUUCACAGUUGUUGUGAACCCUGGUAGCGGCCCAGGCCCGAACCCUUUGCCCGAUGGCAACUACACGAAGGAGAUUCCUCGGUUAACCGCCCACGGCAAUGUUCGGGUAUUGGGAUAUGUUGCUACGACGUAUGCAAAGCGCAAUAUUUCGUCAGUGCGCAACGACAUCGAGACCUACGCCGCAUGGCCUACCAUUAGCGCCAAUCCCAAACUCACGGUUCGGGGGAUAUUCUUCGACGAAACGCCUCAACAGUACGAUGAAGAGACCUUUGCGUAUCUGGAAGAGCUCAGCAAGAUCGUGAGAAACACCCCAGGGUUGGGGCCCGACCAUUUCGUCUUCCAUAACCCCGGAGUAGUGCCAGACUCUCGCUACCUGACGACAGCUGACUCGACCGUUGUAUUCGAGGCAACUUAUGACACCUUCCAGGAGCGCGAUGGAGCCAGGCUGUUCGAGGCGAUACCCGACAGCGACCGCAGCCAGCUUUGUGCAGUGAUCCACUCCCUACCAGAGGGCGUGGAAGGGUCAGAGCUGCGAGAAUUUGUGAAGCAGGUGCGACGAAUUGCAGACGAGGUCUUCAUUACCCAUCUGAGCACGAAUUACUACGCCGGUUUUGGCGGCAAAUGGAAGGACUUUGUUAGACUUAUGUCCCAGUAA